UUGUCGAUAACAUGUUGAAUUUAAAAAUUGUCGUAGGUAAUUCGUAGUUUAGAAACUAUUUUACUGUUUGUAAUUAAAUUAACAACUUAAUCCAGUUUAACACAGAAAGAACAUGACCGGAAAAACUGAUCUAAAUGUUGGAGUUGCCCCAACGGUUCAACAAAUUAAUGCUGAUAGAAUUACAGAGCUUGCUGAUAAGUAUUGGGCGCCCCAUUCUAUAGAAAAUCAUGUAAAAUAUGAUCCAGAUGUUAUUGAGGAUAUUUAUAUGCAAGAUAUACGAGGAAGCAACUUCUCGAUUCGACGAAUUAUGGUUUUAGAAUUUAGUCAGUAUUUAGAAAACUAUCUUUGGCCCAAUUAUUCUCCAACAGCCUCCUAUUCACACAUGCUAUCGAUUAUUAUAAUGGUAAACGAAAAAUUUCGAGAAAGAGUUCAAGUAUGGCAGGCAUUUAGCAAAAAUAGUGAAUAUUUCCCAGACUUUUUCCAGCAAGUCCUAAAGGCAUGCUUUGAAGACGAACUUUUGAUAAAUAUAAGGGAGCAGACUGCUUUACUAGUCUUCCUCAACCACUGUUUUAAUAGCAUGGAAGAAGCAAUAUGUAGAGAUCAAGUUAAAAGGCUAGUGUCUCUUUCAAUGUGGAUUUCUUUACAACCAGGGAGGAGGGAAUAUGAAUUUAAGAAAUAUCCUAAAUGGAAGAAAUACUGGAGAGCAAUACAGAGGAAAGAUAAACCUGAACAAUUAGAAAAACUAACCUGGGAGAGGACUUUCCUUCACAAAUUAAUGUUGAAAUUUAUGGAAAUUUUGGAUUCUAUUAGUGACGAUGGCAUUUGUCCCAGUGAUAAAGUUCACUACUGCGAACGCUUUUUGGAACUUAUAACAGAUUUAGAGGCCUUGCUGCCCACCAGAAGAUUCUUCAAUACUGUUUUGGAUGAUUGCCAUUUGGUGGUUCAUUGUCAGUUGUCAGCAUUGGCGAGAAGAUCUGAGGGACACCUGUUCAAUCAGCUCUUGGAGAUGCUAAAAUUUUACUCCAGGUUUGAAAUAAGCGAUGAAUCAGGAGACCCGCUUACUGAUCGAGACAUGACACAGAUCCAUUAUUCGAAAAUAACUAGUUUACAGCAAGCAGCAUUUGCUAAAUUUCCAGAUUUGCGAAAUUUUUCACUAGCCAACGUUGCGAGUGUUGACACAAGAAAAAGUUUGGUAAAACAUUUUGGACCACUAACACGAGAAAAAUUGAAGGCUAUCGCUGUCUAUUUAAAUCUAGUACCUCCUCCUGAAUUAGAAGAAGAUUUUAAGUGGUGUAGAACAGAUGAAACAUUUUUAAGGGAACUGUUGAUUUCCCGUCAUGAAAAGAGAGCAUCCCAGUUGGAAGCUCUAAACGAAAUGCCGCUCUACCCUACAGAAGAUAUUAUUUGGGACGAAAAUAUUGUACCGACUGCCUAUUUCUCCGGUGAGGGUUGCUUAGCUCUUCCAAAGCUCAACUUGCAGUUUUUAACUUUACACGAUUAUCUUCUGAGGAAUUUUAACCUAUUUCGACUUGAAUCGACAUAUGAAAUUAGACAAGACAUUGAAGAUGCUGUCAGUAGAUUGUGUCCCUGGAAAGCUGAAGAUGGAAAUAUAUACUGGGGCGGAUGGGCUCGAAUGGCACAGCCCAUCAUCAAUUUUGCCGUCGUCGAAGUUGCCAAACCAAACAUUGGGGAAAAACGACCUAGUAGAGUUAGAGCAGAUGUUACUGUUAAUUUGGCAGUAAGACCAGAAAUAAAAGGGGAAUGGGAGAAUUUACGUAAGCACGACGUAUGCUUUUUGGUAACAGUCAAACCAACAAAUCCAAUAGGAACAAAAUAUGACUAUAAACAACCAUUUUUGUCUCAAGUUGGCUUAGAAUGUAUAAGAGGUUGUGAGGUGGAAGGAAUGUUGGACUCAAAUGGGAGAGUUAUAGAAGACGGUCCUGAACCACGACCAGUUCUACCUGGAGAUCAGAGAACUUACAGGGUAUGGUUAGAUUGCAAUCAGUACCGAGACGAUAUGAACAAUACGAAUCAAGGCAAGGAGGAUGUAUAUGAAGGUUUCAACAUACUGAUGAGACGAAAGCCAAAGGAAAAUAAUUUCAAGGCAGUUUUAGAAACAAUUCGUGAAUUAAUGAAUACAGAGUGUGUAGUUCCCGAAUGGUUACACGAUAUUAUUUUGGGAUAUGGUGACCCCAGCGCAGCCAACUACAAGAAAAUGCCAAAUCAAAUUCCCACCGUAGAUUUCAACGAUACUUUCAUCGAUAUGGACCAUUUAAGAUCAUGUUUUCCUGAUUACCAAAUUAAAGUUGUUACUGACGAUCCAAAGAAAUUAGUUCGUCCGUUUAAGCUUACAUUUGAAGAUCUUGGUAGGGAUGAAGAGGAAAAUGAAGAAGUUAAGAAAGUUAUAGCGGUCGAACCACAUGUGAUUCCCCGACGUGGACCUUACUUAUUUAAUGAACCUAAAAAAAAUAUGAUCCCCUUCACUCCAACCCAGAUCGAGGCCAUUAAAUCCGGCAUGCAGCCUGGCUUAACCCUGGUAGUCGGUCCGCCUGGUACCGGAAAGACUGAUGUAGCCGUUCAAAUAAUAUCCAAUCUCUACCACAAUUUUCCCAAUCAAAGAACCCUUAUCGUAACACAUUCGAAUCAAGCGUUGAAUCAGCUGUUCGAAAAAAUCGUUGCUUUGGAUAUAGACGAAAGACACCUGUUGCGUCUUGGUCACGGUGAAGAAGCCCUGGAGACCGAGAAAGACUUUAGCAGAUAUGGUAGAGUGAAUUAUGUUUUAGCCAAAAGACUGGAUUUGUUAAUGGAAGUUGAGAAACUGCAGAAGUCUUUGAAAGUAGAUGGUGACGUUGCUUAUACCUGUGAGACUGCUGGACAUUUUUACUUAUAUCAAGUUCUGUCAAGGUGGGAGCAUUUCUUGAGUGUUGUUAAACCUAAAUCGAAGAAGGUCUUACCUCCAAAGAUAAUAUCGGAUGAAUUUCCAUUCCACGAUUUCUUCAGUAAUGCUCCACAGCCUCUAUUUAAAAAUCAGUCCUUUGAAGAAGAUCUCGAAGUAGCCGAGAGUUGCUUUAGAUAUAUAGAUCACAUUUUUAAGGAACUGGAAGAAUUUAGAGCAUUUGAAUUGCUAAGAUCCGGUUUGGAUAGAUCGAAGUAUUUAUUGGUAAAAGAAGCAAAAAUUAUUGCGAUGACUUGUACUCACGCGGCUUUGAAAAGGAAGGAACUCGUCGAUAUUGGUUUUAAAUAUGAUAAUAUUUUAAUGGAAGAAUCCGCUCAGAUUUUGGAAAUCGAAACUUUCAUCCCACUUCUCCUCCAGAACCCACAGGACGGCUUUAACAGGCUAAAAAGAUGGAUAAUGAUCGGCGAUCACCAUCAGUUACCGCCAGUUAUUAAGAAUAUGGCCUUUCAAAAGUAUUCUAAUAUGGAACAGAGCUUGUUCACACGGCUUGUUAGAUUGGGAGUACCUACCAUUGAGCUGGACGGACAAGGUAGAGCAAGACCAAGUAUCUGCAAUCUUUACAAAUGGAGAUACAAGAAUUUGGGAAAUUUAAAACACGUGGAAAACUGGAAAGAAUAUCAACUUGCAAAUCCUGGUUUUGCAUUCGAUUUUCAACUGGUAGAUGUACAAGAUUUUAAUGGUACAGGUGAAUCAGAACCAAGUCCAUAUUUUUAUCAGAAUCUUGCUGAAGCCGAAUACUGUGUUGCCAUGUUUAUGUAUAUGCGACUAAUUGGAUAUCCUGCAAAUAAAAUUACUAUUCUUACUACAUACAAUGGACAAAAACAUUUAAUCAGAGAUGUUAUUAAUACCCGAUGCGCUAAUAAUGUACUUAUAGGCAGACCUCACAAAGUCACUACCGUUGAUAAGUACCAAGGACAACAGAAUGAUUAUAUAAUUUUAUCACUAGUUAGAACCAAAGCCGUAGGUCAUUUAAGAGAUGUGAGACGUCUUGUAGUAGCCAUGUCCCGUGCACGGUUGGGAUUAUACAUAUUUGCUAGAGUAGCUUUAUUCAGAAAUUGCUUUGAAUUGACUCCAGCUUUCGAACAGCUUACAAUGCGGUCACCAAAGCUACAUUUGAUACUAAACGAGUACUAUCCGGCAAAAAGAGUUAAUGAUAACAAACCACCUGUAAGAAAACUAAGAGUUAUUCCUGAUAUGGUGGAAAUGGCUAAUUUUGUUUAUGAUUUCUACAUCCAAAGGGUUAAACAACUUAAACAUCAUUAUAAGGAGGACGAUAAAAAUUGGAAUAAACCAGGAGAAGUACCAGCUCAAUCUCAUGAAGGUUUCGUGUCUUCACAUCCUGGCGAAGAUAGAGAUACAGAUAGUGAAGAUGAAGAUUCUGGUAAACAAGUACCGGUACCGAUUCAAGAAGAACCAAUCGAUGAUCAACCGUCGGAUCCACAAACUGUAGAAGAACCACCUACACAAGAGGUUGAAAGAAUGGAUGAUACUGAAGAACAUUCUAGAGAUGAAGAAAUGGAAGAAAGUGGCACAGUCGAUACUGGUGAAGCUGAAAACGAUGAAUAAUUAUGUAUUACAAUAUAUUUAAGUAUUAUUGUGUAAUAAAUAUUAAGAAUAAAUUUUUCAUUUUAUCAUAA
Molecule: messenger RNA, 4593 nt
Organism: Diabrotica virgifera virgifera (western corn rootworm)
Lineage: Eukaryota; Metazoa; Arthropoda; Insecta; Coleoptera; Chrysomelidae
Product: RNA helicase aquarius
Exons: 21
Coding region: 113-4522 (1469 amino acids)
Biological process (GO): mRNA splicing, via spliceosome
Cellular component (GO): catalytic step 2 spliceosome
Molecular function (GO): mRNA binding; helicase activity
Source: RefSeq, a predicted model, not a curated record